This is a messenger RNA of Odobenus rosmarus divergens (Pacific walrus), 2549 nucleotides long. It is a transcript of the gene GAS2L1, whose product is annotated as growth arrest-specific 2 like 1. Gene Ontology annotation, molecular function: cytoskeletal adaptor activity; microtubule binding; actin filament binding. Gene Ontology annotation, cellular component: actin filament; microtubule plus-end; stress fiber. Gene Ontology annotation, biological process: microtubule bundle formation; protein localization to microtubule plus-end; regulation of microtubule polymerization or depolymerization. The transcript has 6 exons. The coding region runs from base 200 to 2245 and encodes 681 amino acids. Lineage: Eukaryota; Metazoa; Chordata; Mammalia; Carnivora; Odobenidae. The record is from RefSeq and is a predicted model, not a curated record.
AGGGAGGCGGGGCGGAGACGGCGGGCGGGUGCGGAGGCCUCAGCCGCCGGACCGGAUCGCUGUGGCUCGGGCGGCGCCUCCCUGCGGCGGCCCGGCCCCGCUCGGCCCCGCCGGGGCGAUGCUCCCCGAGGCCGCAGGAUGAGCGAGGUGAGCGCGGGGACCCCCAGCAACCCCUGCCUGUGACUCGGCUGGCCUGGGCAUGGCGGACCCCGUGGCGGGCAUCGCGGGCUCGGCAGCCAAGAGCGUGCGGCCGUUCCGCUCGAGUGAGGCCUACGUGGAGGCCAUGAAAGAGGACCUGGCCGAGUGGCUCAACGCCUUGUAUGGCCUGGGUUUGCCCAGCGGUGGUGAUGGCUUCCUGACGGGGCUGGCCACGGGCACCACCCUGUGCCAACACGCCAAUGCUGUCACUGAGGCCGCCCGUGCUUUGGCCGCUGCCCGUCCAGCCCGCGGGGUGGCCUUCCAGGCGCACACUGUGGCGCCUGGCUCUUUCAUGGCCCGCGACAACGUGGCCACGUUCAUCGGCUGGUGCCGAACAGAGCUGGGUGUGCCUGAAGUGCUCAUGUUUGAGACGGAGGACCUGGUGCUGCGAAAGAAUGAGAAAAGCGUGGUGCUGUGCCUGCUGGAGGUGGCGCGGCGUGGGGCCCGCCUCGGCCUCCUCGCCCCUCGCCUUGUGCAGUUUGAACAGGAGAUCGAGCGGGAGCUACGUGCUGCACCCCCGGCCCCCCAUGCCCCCAUGGCUGAGGAGGAUGCCCCCGAAACUGCCACCACAGCAGGGGCUCCUGCCCGUGGGCCCCGCAUGACACCCAGCGACCUGCGCAACCUCGACGAGCUGGUGAGGGAGAUCUUGGGCUACUGCACCUGCCCAGACCAGUUUCCCAUGAUCAAAGUCUCGGAGGGGAAGUACCGCGUGGGAGACUCCAGUCUCCUCAUCUUUGUGCGGGUGCUGAGAAGCCACGUGAUGGUGCGCGUGGGUGGCGGCUGGGACACUCUGGAGCACUAUCUGGACAAGCAUGACCCUUGCCGCUGCUCGUCCUCUGCCCACCGCCCGUCCCAGCCCAGGGCUCAAACAUUCUCCCCACAGAGGGUGUCGCCCACCCCCAGCCCUCGCGCUGGCAGCCCAGCCCCUGGGAGUGAGCGACGGAGCUCCCGGCCAGAAGUGACGCCCAUUAGCCUACGCACCUCAAAGGAGGGAACAGAGACCCCCCUCAGGGCCCGGGACCAGCUGCCCCCCCAUCCCCGCUCCCGCCGCUACUCCGGGGACAGCGACUCCUCAGCGUCCUCAGCCCAGAGCGGCCCCCUUGGUGUCCGCUGUGAAGACUCAGGCACCGGCCCCCGGAGGGAGCGGCCCAGCCGGCGUCUGACCACAGGCACCCCGGCCUCCCCGAGACGGCCCCCCGCCCCGCGCACCCAGUCCAGAGACCGACUGGAUCGGGGGCGGCCCCGUGGAGCCCCAGGAGGCAGGGCAGCCCUGCUGUCGGCCGGCAGCCCCGCCCGGCGAGCCCGGAGCCAGAGCCGUGAGGAGCAGACCACGCUGCUGGUGCACAGGGACCGAGAUGGCCAGCACUCGUGGGUGCCCCGGGGCAGGGCCAGCGGGGGCUCAGGCAGGAGCAGCCCCCAGACUGCCCGGGCUCGCAGCCCUGCGGCGCCCCGGCCUCUCCGGGUCUCCAGCCCCAGCCCAGAGGCGGGCGCCACACCGGCCAGCGUCUUCCGCACCCCCCUACAGCUUGACCCGAAGCAGGAGCAGCAGCUGUUCCAGCGCUUGGAAGAGGAGUUCCUGGCCAAUGCCCGAGCCCUUGAGGCCGCUGCUGGCGGGAGCCCUGCAGGACCAGCCUCUGACCCAGCUCGGGCCCCAGACCCCCCAGCUCCUGACUCGGCCUACUGUUCCUCCAGCAGCUCCUCUUCAUCCCUCAGUGUCCUGGGUGGCAAGUGUGGCCAACCUGGGGACUCUGGCCGAAUGGCCAAUGGGCUGCCCGGGCCCCGAGGCCCAGUCCUGUCCAGCUCUUCUGAUGAAGGCAGCCCCUGCCCUGGUGUGGGGGGCCCACCAGACGCACCUGGAAGCCCCCCGGCUGGCCUGGAGCUCCGAAGGACCUGGGCACGGGGCCGGAUGGACACACAGCCAGACCGAAAACCCUCACGCAUUCCCACGCCUCGGGGCCCUCGCCGCCCAUCUGGAUCCACAGAGCCUGGGUCCUGGCAUGCCCUGCACUCUGUGAGCCCAAGGGCAGAGCCGGAUUCCUGGAUGUGAUGAACCAGCCCAGCUGCCCCCGCCCCCAGGCCCACAUUCCUUCUCUUCCUUUUCCUUCGUGGCCUUAACCCCUCUGCAGCAGGGAGCCCCCCCACCCCUGCCUCUCGGGUACCAGACCUCAUGGGACCAGACCCCUUGGGACCACAUGGCACAAUGGGACCUCUGUCGUACAUUCCGGUUGGGGGAUGAGCGUUGCUAUUUAAUUACUAAUAUUAUUGAAUGCCUUAGAGGAGGCCAACGAGGACCCCUCCUGAGGUCCUGUGGCCCUGCAGAGCCUGACAGUAAAGUAUUGUUCCAGCCACUU